Coregonus clupeaformis (lake whitefish) is the source of this 3742-nucleotide messenger RNA. Its product is annotated as Usher syndrome type-1G protein homolog. The record is from RefSeq and is a predicted model, not a curated record. The coding region runs from base 124 to 1656 and encodes 510 amino acids. Gene Ontology annotation, molecular function: protein binding. The transcript has 5 exons. Gene Ontology annotation, biological process: sensory perception of light stimulus; equilibrioception; sensory perception of sound. NCBI's taxonomy places the organism in Eukaryota, Metazoa, Chordata, Actinopteri, Salmoniformes, Salmonidae.
AGUCCCUGCCUCCUUCCCGAGGGAAGCAACGACCUGCGACCCAACAGAACACCGCGCGUCUUGGACACACUUGCCCCUUCGAAGGGCAAGCUCUUCGCGCACCUAGAUGCCAAAUAACCGACCAUGAGCCAGGCUAUCGGAGCCGUUGGCACUAUGAACGACAAGUACCACCGGGCAGCCCGGGAUGGCUACCUGGACCUGCUCAGAGAGGCCACUCGGAAGCAGCUCAACGCGCCCGAUGAAGACGGAAUGACACCGACGUUAUGGGCUGCGUACCACGGCAACCUUGACGCGCUCCGGCUCAUUGUGGGAAGAGGAGGUGACCCUGACAAGUGUGAUAUCUGGGGCAACACGCCGCUCCACCUGGGCGCCGCCAACGGCCACCACAACUGCCUGUCCUUCCUGGUGUCGUUCGGCGCCAACGUGUGGUGCCUGGACAACGACUACCACACGCCCCUCGACAUGGCCGCCACCAAGAGCCACAUGGGCUGUGUCCGAUACCUGGACUCCAUCGCCGCCAAGCAGUCUGUCCUCAACCCCAAGCUGGUGAGCAAGCUGAAAGACAGAGCGUUCCGCGCCGCAGAGAGGAGGAUUAAGGACUGUGUGAAGAUGCAGCAGAAACAUCACCAGCGGCUGGAGAGGAAGUUCCUGAAGGAGAGCGUAGUGUCGGAUAACUCCGACGCCAUGAGUUUCUCUAGUUAUAACAGCAGCACGCUAGGCCGCAAGCUUCCUCAGUUCAACACGGUCACUUCCAACAUGCCAUACUCACAGGCCACUCUACACUCCACAGCCAAGGGUAGGACCAAGAUUCAGAAAAAAUUAGAGAAGAAGAAACAGGUGGACGGCACCUUCAAGAUCUACGAGGAUGGGAGGAAGAGUGUUCGCUCGCUGUCUGGCCUUCAGCUAGGUCAGGACGUCAUGUUCCUCAAGCAGGGCACCUACGCCAACUCCAAGGACUGCUCGCGCCUCAACAUCCGGGACAUGUUCCCUCACCACGGCAACAACCACGAUCACCAUGACAACGACCACUACGAUGAUGACGAUGACCGUGCCGACACCAUCUCCCACAUCUCCCGUGCCAUCAGUGACCCAGGUCUCCACGAGGCCGCCUACUCCGAGAUCAGCGCUGACUCGGGCCGCGACUCCCUCUUCACCCGGCCCGGUCUUGGAACCAUGGUGUUCCGACGGAACUACGUCUCCGGCGGUCUCUUCGGCAUCGGAGCCCGGGACGAGGGUUCCGUGGCAGGCUCCGAGCCGGUGGGGCGUGCCCCUAACGUCCGCCUCCGCGGCCGUCUCCCACGGCGCCAGCCCAGCCUGGACGAUGCAAUAGAGAUAGACAGCAUCGGCAGCGCCCUGAGCCUCCAGGAGAGGAACCUGCAGGAGCUGCCCUGGGAGGAGGCUGACGUGGGCCUGGACGAGGAGCUGGAGCCUGAGAGCGGACCCCUGGAGACCUUCCUGGCCUCCCAGAGCCUAGGGGAGUUCAUGCCCAUCUUCAGGAGGGAGAAGAUUGACCUGGAAGCCCUGCUGCUCUGCUCAGACCAGGACCUGACCUCCAUACACAUCCCCCUGGGACCCAGGAAGAAGCUGCUAGAGGCCUGUAAGAGACGACUGAACACCCUGGACGAACCAGAGAGCAUCAAAGACACUGAGCUCUGAAGGUCAGUAUUACUGUAUAAAUUACUAUAUUAAGUCUAUGACAGGCAAAGCACGUUACUUUGGCUCAAACAGCAGAAGGAAUCAAGGACACUGAGCAAGGACACUGAGAUGGUCAGUACAACAGACUUCCUUCCUAUGUGUUUGUAGCUGAUAGAUAAAUAGGGCCAUCUAGUGGAGCUGUAUAGUAAAACACCUGUGAUUGAAAUACAUGUUGACUAUUAGUAAAAUUUAUUUCCUCGAUAUGAAAAGUCAAUUUCUAGAACAGAGAUCAUACUGUAUGUAUGUUGUUUUGUUAAUCCACAGAGAGAUGACAUGGUGACAUCUGGAUACGGUACUGUUAUUCAAGAUGACACACAUAGCUGUGGUCCUGCCUGACUAUCAGCUCUAGUCCAUGGAGAGCUGUGGUCCAGUCUGACUAUCAGCUCUAGUCCAUGGACAGCUGUGGUCCUGCCUGACUAUCAGCUCUAGUCCAUGGACAGCUGUGGUCCUGCCUGACUAUCAGCUCUAGUCCAUGGAGAGCUGUGGUCCUGUCUGACUAUCAGCUCUAGUCCAUGGAGAGCUGUGGUCCUGUCUGACUAUUAGCUCUAGUCCAUGGACAGCUGUGGUCCUGUCUGACUAUCAGCUCUAGUCCAUGGACAGCUGUGGUCCUGUCUGACUAUCAGCUCUAGUCCAUGGAGAGCUGUGGUCCUGUCUGACUAUCAGCUCUAGUCCAUGGACAGCUGUGGUCCUGUCUGACUAUCAGCUCUAGUCCAUGGACAGCUGUGGUCCUGCCUGACUAUCAGCUCUAGUCCAUGGAGAGCUGUGGUCCUGUCUGACUAUCAGCUCUAGUCCAUGGAGAGCUGUGGUCCUGUCUGACUAUCAGCUCUAGUCCAUGGACAGCUGUGGUCCUGCCUGACUAUCAGCUCUAGUCCAUGGACAGCUGUGGUCCUGUCUGACUAUCAGCUCUAGUCCAUGGAGAGCUGUGGUCCUGUCUGACUAUCAGCUCUAGUCCAUGGAGAGCUGUGGUCCUGUCUGACUAUCAGCUCUAGUCCAUGGAGAGCUGUGGUCCUGUCUGACUAUCAGCUCUAGUCCAUGGAGAGCUGUGGUCCUGCCUGACUAUCAGCUCUAGUCCAUGGAGAGCUGUGGUCCUGUCUGACUAUCAGCUCUAGUCCAUGGAGAGCUGUGGUCCUGUCUGACUAUCUGCUCUAGUCCAUGGAGUCCUGAGAUUAGGAUUAUCCACACAGAGCUGUGUGCCUGCCUGACUAAUGCCUCUACCCAGGGACAGCGCUCCCUGCCUGGGGACACAGAGAACAUUACACUGGGUCUGGUUGAGUCCCUAGGGUCCUGGUGCCGUGCAUGAGAGGACGUCUUUAGUUACACACCACAAUGUUCUGGCAGGGCCAGGUGUGCCGUGGGACAGGUGUGCCGUGGACCAUGUGUGCGGUGGGACAGGUGUGCCGUGGGCCAGGUGUACGGUGGGCCAGGUGUGCCGUGGGCCAGGUGUACCGUGGGCCAGGUGUACCGUGGGCCAGGUGUACCGUGGGACGGUGCCCACUCACUCACUAACACUGGCACAGGACAUUGUAUUUAGGAAUGAUUCUCCCCACUCACAGAUGCAGAAACACGCUCACAUGUUGCCCAUAUGGAAUACCGUCGUUCAUUUGCAACUGAGCAUUUGAUCAUGUUUUUGUCUAUAUAUUUGUUGCUUACGUGUAAAUGUUAUUUAUGUAUUUAUUAUUUAUUUAUCGAACAUGUUUUAUUUAUGGUUUAUUACAGAUAUUACUGUACAGUUCUGUUACUUUAGUAUGUAUAAUAGUGGUACUAUAGUUAGCUCAGAUGAAAAGCUGACCAAAGGAGUAAACCCUGUCUUAUCCCUGUUACAUAUAUGAGCUGUGUCCCAAAUGUGCACCCUAUUCCCAACAUAGUGCACUACUUUUGGCAAGGGCCCAUAAGGAUCUGGUAAAUAGUAGUGCGCUGUGUAAGGAAUAGGGUACCAUUUGGGACGUAGCCACGUUUCUUUUUAAGGACAGUUUGCGUUUUUUAAUGAAGAUACUGGAACGUGAGGUUAUCAGUCAGUCAGUCAGUCUGUCUGUGUCUGCAUCCCAAG